Phragmites australis (common reed) is the source of this 2054-nucleotide messenger RNA. Its product is annotated as glycoprotein 3-alpha-L-fucosyltransferase A-like. Lineage: Eukaryota; Viridiplantae; Streptophyta; Magnoliopsida; Poales; Poaceae. The record is from RefSeq and is a predicted model, not a curated record. The coding region runs from base 493 to 1821 and encodes 442 amino acids. Gene Ontology annotation, cellular component: membrane. Gene Ontology annotation, molecular function: fucosyltransferase activity. The transcript has 7 exons.
UCGACGGGCUCCGCGGAUCUUCUGCUGCUCAGGAAGAUUAACGUUGCUCCAUAAGUUUCGGUGAAAUCUCUGUCCCAUGAAAUGUAGACCAUCUAACCUCAGCAUUCGUCUCAUAAACUUUUCAAUACCUUUUGAGAAUAAUGGGUAGUCUUUCAUUAAUUCAACCGAUCGUUACAUAAUGAAGCCCGGAUAAGCUCCGGGGCUUGGUGAAACCAAACCGAAUCAGGUAACUGAUUGGCUGCCCUAGCUUGGACAUGAUCUGUUACAUUACAGCAUCUACUGACAUGGAUGAACGAAAAAACAAUGGAACCUCUUGCAUGCUGCUUGAUGUCCUGGAUAAUCAUGCCCACAGAAGAGCGGUCCUUGGAAUCGGUUUGGAGCUUUUGUACCAGCGAGAGACAAUCAGAGGUGAUAAUCACCUGAUUAUAUGGGCGAGUUGAGGCGAAGUGGACUGCAUGCCUGAGAGCAGUCACCUCCGCAAGUUCCGGUUCAAUGACCCAAUCAGCACCCUGCCUGCAAGCAGCCAGGGAAGAACCAUUGUGGUCUCUGAUCACUAUACCAAUUCCCAUUCGAUUUGAUUCUGCAAACAGAGUGGCGUCAACAUUCAGGUUAACCCAUCCUUCCGGCUCCCCCUAUCGAUUAGGCCUAACAGAGCACUUUUGGAAACAACAGGAUUGGAAUAAAUGCUAUGUAGGAUGCGAGUUUGGGUUUUCCGCGAGUAAGACACCUGAUGCUACUUUUGGAAUCGCGCCAGAUACUUCCGUAGAUAGUAUCCUCAGAUCAAUGGAAUCAUCUCAAUAUUAUUCAGAGAACAGUAUUGAUGUGGCUCGAGGGAGAGGGUACAAAAUUGUAAUGACAACCAGCCUUUCCUCUGAUGUACCUGUUGGCUACUUUUCAUGGGCUGAAUAUGAUAUCAUGGCACCUGUGCCUCCAAAGACCGAAGAAGCUUUAGCUGCAGCUUUUAUUUCCAACUGUGGUGCACGCAACUUUCGUUUGCAAGCCCUUGAGAUGCUUGAAAACCUGGAUGUGAAAAUAGAUUCAUAUGGUAGUUGUCAUCGUAACCGUGAUGGCAAAGUGGACAAAGUGGAAACUUUGAAGCGCUACAAAUUCAGCUUGGCUUUUGAGAAUUCUAACGAGGAGGAUUAUGUAACAGAAAAGUUUUUUCAGUCACUGAUAGCAGGUUCUAUUCCAGUUGUUGUUGGUGCUCCAAACAUUCAAGAGUUUUCUCCAGGAGAAGGCGCAAUAUUACAUAUUAAAGAGCUUGAUGAUGUUGCUUCAGUUGCUAGGACAAUGAAAAAUAUUGGUUCAAAUCCUGAUGCCUUCAAUCAAUCUUUGAGGUGGAAGUAUGAUGGUCCGUCUGAUUCUUUCAAAGCUCUUAUCGAUAUGGCAGCUGUUCAUUCAUCCUGUCGGCUUUGCAUACAUAUUGCUACGAAGAUUCAUGAAAAAGAGGAAAGGACUCCAAAAUUUAUGAAUCGUCCAUGUAGCUGUUCCAGCAAAAAAGGAACAGUUUUUCACUUAUUUGUCAGAGAGAGAGGGCGGUUUAAGACACAGAGCAUUUAUCUGAGAUCGGGCCAAUUAACUCUGGAAGCUCUGGAGUCUGCAGUGCUUGCUAAAUUCAGAUCCCUCAACCAUGUUCCUGUAUGGAGGGAUGAAAGACCACCAAGUAUUAGAGGUGGGGGCGAGUUGAAGGUAUACAGAAUUUAUCCAGUGGGUCUAACCCAACGGCAGGCAUUAUACGGUUUCAGGUUUAGAGAUGAUUAUGAACUUGAGCAAUAUAUUAAAGAUCAUCCCUGUGCAAAGCUUGAAGUAAUUUUUGUAUAACUAUAUGAUCUAGGCAUAAUCCCCCCCCCCCCCCGGCCCCCCAUUCUUACCAAACUUAUCCGUGUGCGAGUUUUGGCUGUACUGUAAUGUAUGGUGUUUUUUGUGUAGCAAUGAACCUAAUGCUAGUACAGAUCAUCGACCAGUUGUAACUUUUCAUUGACAGUCCACGACAGUUCCUUCAGGAACAGUAAAAAGGAAUUGACACGACGCAAUCAAUGGUAUUUUGUAGACAA